UUCCGAUUGUGAUUCCGUGUACGGGGACUUCCGGAUUGGCACUGGGUCUGGCACAGAUAACAACACUCAGUCUAGCGAUGAGGAGGUCGUUGAAACGUCCGGGAUAGUUGUCACGCGUGUUUGAGGUGUUCUUCUGAAGUAACUUGGAUUGCGAUAUUCGUUGACUAUGGGAAACAGCCAAGCUACCCCUCCCGACGACCACGAAGGCCAUUCUACAGCUCCGUCGCGAACCACAAGACGGGCUUCUUCUAAGGCUCACAAUGCUUCACUUGUCAAGCUCUUUGAGAAAAUGGAAAUAACAGCGGACAUUGGAAACUCCCACCCCGGUGAACUGUCACAGACCACAUUCGAGAAUGCGUUCCAUGGUCCGCUGCACAAGUUCGGGAAGCUGAUGUACCGGCAGAUGCUGAACGGCCACACCGUCAGGGACAGGAUCACGAGGGAACAGUUUGUGAAGUCCGGCAAGGAGAUUCUGAAGAAAUUUGAUGAAGUGGAACAGCAUAAAUAUUAUUUCAAACUAUUUGCUGCAAGCAAGGACUAUUUAACUACAGAGGAUGCCCUGCAGAUGGUGCAGAUCUCCUACGCCCUGACCCUGUCUGCGUCCAAGAUUCCCUUCAGUAAGAGUGACCGUGAUGAAAAGGUGUUCGAGGCCAUGGUCACAAGCAUGUUUGGCAUUGAGACUCAGAUGUGCUACGAUGGGUUUGAGAGCUGGCUGAAGUGGAACUGCCCCCAUCUGUUCUGUGGCGUGCACAACUGGGUCUACCUGAUCCUCACUGGAUCCACGCUACCGUCAGAACUGGAAACUGCUCCAGUACCGCAGCUGGAGGGCUUUGUGGAGGGCAGGUACAGCGUCACCAUGGGUAUGCUGUGGGUGUUGUCAGCGACGCUGCCCCAAGUCUACACGCACAGCCCUCAGCAGGAACAACAGUCCUCAAACCCUCUCAUGAACUCCUACCAUCUCCUCAUGAAGCUGGCUCGUCUGUCCAGGUGCCAGAGCUGGGCACUUCUGUACAACAGUGAUGACCAUGGACUCUCCAUAAACAGAUUUAACCACCACGUGUCUUCCUACAUGGGCCCGUCCAUCACUCUUGUAGCGUUUGAAGGAAGAAACCUCUACUGUGUUGCCAUGGAUACAGGAAUAAGGGAGGGAGACAAGCGGUACGGAGGCGAGGACUGUAUGCUGAUACAGAUAUGUCCUGUGUACAGGGUUAUACAGGCUGGGGAAAAGAUGCUGCUGUACAAUGACCUUAGUCGAGGUCUGCCCAGAGGCCUCGAGAUCGGGAAGGAUUCGCGGAGUCCAGUGCUGUUUAUUCCACACGAUUUUGACUGCGUGAAACAUUACGGUGUCGUGUGUAAUCUGCAGAAAAUAGAGGUGUGGGGCUGCGGAGGGGCAACUGUGAAGGAUGCUCAGCUGAAACAGAAGCAGUGGGAGGCCCGGGACACCCAGAGACAUGCACAGAGGAAGUUGCACUUGGAGACUGAGAAUUGGGGAGAAAGCCCGGACAAGCAGAUCUUGGAGUGGGGCGGAGUCAGGGGAGGCCACUCUUACAACCGAUAAAUCCAAUCACAUUCCAGAAGAUGGUGCUAAUCCAGAACAAUUGGAUGGACAGCUGAACAUAUAAUCACGUUAUUUUAGCUGUGUUUCGUCUACGGGAAUAUAUUUGUGUGACAUUUCAGGUGGCAUGUUUAAAGCCAUUCAUCUCUCAGUGUCUGUUCUAGACUUCCCCUUCUGUGUCUGUUCCUUGACAAAGUAAUGAGAAGGCUCUGUUUAUGUAACUGCUAGAUAGAUAUACACUGCUGUGCAGAGUUAUGUCCCUUAGGCAUGCAAGGAUCUGCUGGCCAUUGGCUUGAAUCCCAAAUUGGCCUGUUUAUGAUCCUUGGUUUGUCAGCACCAUAUUCAGGCUCACAGCUCAUGUGGGGCUUUCCUCCCUCAGAAGCUGACAGCCAUGAUCUUGCUGAAAUACUGUUGAAAGCAGCAAAUAUCUCCUCCACUUACGGGGGCACGGGUGGCCCAGUUGUCU
Molecule: messenger RNA, 2021 nt
Organism: Haliotis rufescens (red abalone)
Lineage: Eukaryota; Metazoa; Mollusca; Gastropoda; Lepetellida; Haliotidae
Exons: 12
Coding region: 167-1558 (463 amino acids)
Source: RefSeq, a predicted model, not a curated record